UGGCUCAGUCAUCCAUUCUCCCUCGAGCCCAUUCCUCAGACUCUCUCCUCUCUCAACUCUACCCUACGUUACAAUCUCGCCCACCGCUGCAAGGAGAACCUCAGCGCCGCCGUCCGUUGCGCUCAGGGGCCACCGUUUCCUCCUCUGCUGUGCCUUGUUCCCCCAGCCCCUUCGCCAGUCUCCUUCCUUCAGAAAGCAGAACUGCCCUCGACCACCGCCGCAAGGAGUGGGCCACAGCCGCUGCCCGUCGCACUCAGGGGCUUCUCUCUUCGUCCUUUCGGCGUUCUCCAAGUUCCAAACUCUGCGUUUGUCUGGAAGCCACGUUGUUCUACUUCAAACUCUGCGACCAACCCGCGCCCUCCGCCUAGCCGUCGAACUGCUCUCUUUUGUCGCCGCCUUUUUCCGGUUGAACCACGGUUAGACCGGUUAGACCAGUAAACCAGUGACUAGAGCGGUUUGAUAACCGGUCUGAUUUUCAGAACCUUGGUAAAAACAUAUCAACCUGCCUGAUCGACCGAACCCAUUCCCCCAAAACCACUCUGCACAUCCACCAUCCACGGCGCCACUGUCGCUGCCACAUGCCUGGCCGUCGACGCUGUUGUUAGUCACCGGCAGCGAGUAUCUUCUGUUUCUCCCCUUAAAGAAUAGGAUCAUUAAUCAUGGAUGCACAAGCUAAGAAAAAGGCAGAUUUUCGUGCUAAAUUGGCCCAGAAGAAAGAAAAGCGUAUAGAUUCUCCCCUUGUAAGGUAUAAUGAAUUCAAUCAACCUGUUUGUCGGGUUUGUGAUGUUGUUCUGAAGUCUGAAUCUAUAUGGGAUGCACACCAAAUCUCCCGUAAGCAUCGCGAGGCGAUUGAUAAUCUUAAAGCUAAUGCAGUUGGGUUAACUCAGCAAAACAAUGCAAAGUCUGCUGCUGGUAACAGAUUUCCCAAAGCCAAACCUGAACAACCUUCCGAACCACUAUCCAAAAAGCCUGAACCUUCACAAGAAGUAUCUAAAGCCCAGUCAUCGUCUGUGCUUCCACCAAAUUUUUUUGAUGACAGUGCAAGGAAAACCAGAAGAAAUGUGGGAGUUUCUGCUCAAAGUCAGGUGUCAAAGUUGGAGGAAAGAGAUCAUUUUCGUGGUCAUGAUGCUGCGCCGUCAAAGUUUAGUCAAGCAACAACAGAGACUAGGCAGACCUCAGCCAAAACUUCUGAUCCAGAGGACAACCAAACAAAAGGAUCUCUGCCUGAAGGCUUUUUUGACAAUAAGGAAGCGGAUUUGCGGGCACGUGGCAUUAAGCCUGUGAAGCCAGAUGUCAAGGAUGAGUACAAGGAGUUUGAGAAGCUGAUUCAAGAGGACUUGAAGGAGGUGGAUGACCGAUUGGAAGAAGAAGAGAUUGAUGCUGCUGAAAUGAUAGAAGAAGCUGAAUCCGUUGAACAAAAGAUCUUCAGGGAGAGAGUGGAAAUGUUGAAGAAAAAGAGACUGGAGCUGAAAGCAGCAAAGUCGGCAAAGCGAGGUAAAACUUGUGAGGGUGAAACCAAGGAGGAGUCAAGGCAUGAAGAAGAGUCAUCCAGUGAUGAUGAAAGUGGUGAGAAUUUUGCUGUGGACUGGAGAGCACAACACUUGUGAAUGCUAAUUGAUAACUAACACUUGAUAUUUGUUUAAUUCUAUAUACUAUGUAGUAUGUACAUUAACACCACAGUUUGUAUGUAGAACAAUUUACUCAACAGUCAACAUCCACUUGUUUUAAGAUGAGCCAUUUCGGUUUCCUUAAAUUUGUUUACUCA
This is a messenger RNA of Arachis ipaensis, 1765 nucleotides long. Its product is annotated as protein ABA AND ROS SENSITIVE 1-like. Gene Ontology annotation, cellular component: nucleus; spliceosomal complex. The record is from RefSeq and is a predicted model, not a curated record. Gene Ontology annotation, molecular function: nucleic acid binding; zinc ion binding. NCBI's taxonomy places the organism in Eukaryota, Viridiplantae, Streptophyta, Magnoliopsida, Fabales, Fabaceae. Gene Ontology annotation, biological process: mitotic DNA damage checkpoint signaling; nuclear DNA replication; mitotic DNA replication checkpoint signaling.